CACUGCUUAGUGCUCUCAAAUUUUAUCUUUUUUUUUUUUGCUCAUACCGGUUUGCUUUUGCUUCGUGUUUGCUUACUUGACCGGACCAGUUUGUAUACCCGACCCAACCGUCCGAUCCAAUCCAAAAACCAUUCAUUUCGGCCUCCCCAUUUCAUCCUACACACACAAACAUGGCGGAGCAACUCGAACUGAACCCUAACUCGGUGACCGAACUCAGUGAAGACGACGACACUCCAGUUCUAAGCUCCCAUGCUCUCUCCGCUCUCAAAGAGUUUCUCUCCGAGCAGCAGAGUCACUCCGAUGCCGCCGGAGACGACUCUGAGGAGGUUUCUCUUGUAUCUGAAGAUUGGAGGCUAAGUCAGUUCUGGUACGAUUCAGAAACUGCUAAAACGGUUGCUGAAGAAGUUCUUACUCUUUGCAGCAAUGGCGUUGAUUCUCGUGUUGCCUGUAUUGCUUGUCCCACUCUUUAUGCUUAUCUCAAGAAAAUGGAUCCUAAUGUUUCUGCGCAACUUCUUGAGUAUGACAAACGUUUUGAGCAAUAUGGAAGUGAUUUCACAUUUUAUGACUACAAUCACCCCGAGGAGUUACCAUCAGAAUUGAAGAAUUCCUACAAAGUUAUAGUUGCCGAUCCUCCUUACUUGAGCAAAGAGUGUUUGGAGAAAGUUGCUGAAACAAUUUCUUUUCUCAGACAACCUGGAGAGUCAUUUUUGCUUCUACUCACAGGUGAAGUGCAGAAAGAAAGUGCAGCUGAGAUCUUGGGCUUGCAUCCUUGUGGUUUUAGACCUCAUCACUCCAGUAAACUUGGAAAUGAAUUUCGGCUGUUUUCUAACUACGACCCUGAAACAAGACUAGGAGGGUGGGAAAAAUAGGUGUUUUUCUUUUGCUUGCUUUGAUUUCUCUAAAUUGAUAUAUCUGUAAGAAGUUCAACUUAGGAUCCACCGAUUUGAGUUAUCUCAAUCUCAUCUCAAACAUAAUUAUAUGUUUAAUGAUCUGUGUUUUGUUGUCAACCACAAUGAUUUGUAUA
Molecule: messenger RNA, 1024 nt
Organism: Medicago truncatula (barrel medic)
Lineage: Eukaryota; Viridiplantae; Streptophyta; Magnoliopsida; Fabales; Fabaceae
Product: EEF1A lysine methyltransferase 1
Exons: 4
Coding region: 171-869 (232 amino acids)
Biological process (GO): methylation
Molecular function (GO): protein-lysine N-methyltransferase activity; nucleic acid binding
Source: RefSeq, a predicted model, not a curated record